AUGGAAACGCUGAUCCUCCUGUUCCUGCCGUCCAAUCAGCGCGCUGCGUGCGGAGCCGGUCCAGCGGAGGUCAUCUCCUCUCUGCAUUUUCUCACCCCAGUGUUUCUCUUUCCAGAUUCUGAAGUAAUCUACAGGAACAGCAACGGCCAUGUCAUCAAGUUCAAUCUUCUCACCAAUGAGACUGAGAUCAUCCUGCCAAACACAACAUUUGUGAACUUCAACGUGGCAAAGUUUUCUUUGUCUCCAGAUAUGAAGUACGUUCUGUUCGCCUAUGAAGUGAAGCAGGUUUACCGCCACUCCUUCAUGGCGUCCUACAGCAUCUACAACAUCCACACACGGGAGGUGUGGGAGCUAGACCCUCCAGAGGUGGUGAACUCGGUGCUGCAGUACGCUGCGUGGGGCGUCUCCGGACAGCAGCUGAUCUACAUAUUUGAAAACAACAUCUACUACAGAUCUCACGUGAAGAGCAACUCUCUGCGGCUCACGUCUUCUGGAAAGGAAGGAGUCAUCUUCAACGGAAUCGCUGACUGGCUCUAUGAAGAGGAGAUCCUGGAGAGCCAUGUGGCCCACUGGUGGUCUCCAGACGGGGAGCGGCUGGCCUUCCUGGUGCUCAACGACUCUCUGGUCCCCAACAUGGUUCUGCCACGCUUCACCGGCGCCACAUACCCCAAACAGAAGCAGUACCCCUACCCCAAGGCGGGCCAGCCCAACCCGGCCGUCAAGCUGUUCGUGGUCAACAUCUACGGGCCGACCCACACGCUGGAGCUGAUGCCUCCGGAGGCACUCAGGUUGCGGGAGCAUUAUGUGAGCAUGGUGAAGUGGAUCAGUAAGACCCGGACGGCGGUGCGCUGGCUGAACCGGGCCCAGAACGUCUCCAUCCUGACGGUGUGUGACACCACCACCGGAGCCUGCGUCACGAGACACGAGGAAAGCUCGGAGCUGUGGCUGUCUAAGCAGAACCAGCAGCCUGUGUUCUCCAGGGACGGGUCCCGGUUCUUUCUGACCGUCCCGGUGAAGCAGGGCGGACGGGGCGAGUUCCACCACAUCGCCAUGUUCACCACGCAGUUCCGGGCGGAUCAGAAUGAGGUCCGACACCUGACCUCUGGGAACUGGGAGGUGACCCGGAUCCUGGCCUACGACGAGCCCAAUCAGAACCUUUACUUCCUGAGUACUGAAGGGUCGCCACGGCAACGGCAGCUCUACAGCGUUAAAACGGUGGGUUUGUUUCCACGGCGAUGCCUGACCUGUGACCUUCACAGAACCAACUGCCUCUACUUCAGCGCCGACCUCAGCCCGUCCAACCAGAACCUGCUGCUGCACUGCCAAGGUCCUGAAGCUCCCACUGUGAUCCUCCACAGCCUCAAUAACUCCAAUUACUACAUCCUGGAGAACAACUCGGUGCUGAAGGCGGUUCUGAAGUACAAACGGAUCCAGAAGAAGGAGUACCAAACUGUCCGGGUCGAGCCUUUCGAUUUCCCUCUGCAGAUCUGUUUCCCUCCAGACUUCUCUCCAUUGCGUCAGUACAGCCUGCUGCUGGUCAUUGACAGCGCCCCUGGUGGCCAGGCGGUGAGCGAGCGCUUCUCCCUGGGCUGGGACUCAGUGCUGGUCAGCUCGGACGGCGUCAUCGUGGCCCGGCUGGACGGCCGGGGCAGCGGCUUCCAGGGCCAGCGGAUCCUGCAUGAGGUGCACCAGAGGCUGGGCACGGUGGACGUCCAGGACCAGAUCGCGGCGCUGGAGUUCAUGAUGAAGUUGUCCUACAUCGAUCGCUCGCGGAUUGCCGUGUUUGGACAGGGCUACGGCGGCUACCUGGCGCUGAUGAUGCUGAAGUCGACAGACAGCCUGGUGAAAUGCGCCGCCGCCAUGUCGCCCGUCACCGACUGGAGGCUCUACGCGUCGGCGUUCUCAGAGCGCUACCUGGGCCUGCCGGUACGGGAUGACAGCAGAUACCAGGUGUCCAGCCUGCUGCAGAGCGUCCAGGCGCUCCGAGAGCAGACGCUGCUGCUACUGCACGCCACAGCAGACGCAAACAUUCACUUCCAGCAUUCAGCUGAGCUGGUCAAGAGCCUGGUGAAGGCCGGAGCCAACUACUCCAUGCAGAUCUACCCUGAUGAAGGUCACUUCCUGUCGGCGCCGAGCCGCCAGCACCUCUUUGCGGCGCUGAGCGGUUUCUACAGGGAGUGUCUGAAGGAGGAGCUGCUGCCGCUGCCCGAUGAAGACGAGGAAGAGGAGGAGUGACAGCUGGCGGUUCUCCGCCUGGACUCAGCCGCUGGAGCUGCUCCGGCUUGAAUGAGCGCUUUGUUGUGUGAAUGUAUAAAUAUGUGGACAUGAAGGACAGCGGGACGCCGCGGGGACAACAAGGGGCGUCAUCGCCUCUAGCAUCAACUUCUUCUUCUGGAUCGCUCACGAUCCCAGCUAAGCACACGGAGAACUUCCUACGUUUGUUCCAGGUUCUUCAGACUGCAGCCCUCCACACCCAACAUGUGCACCACCGCCACGCUGGUCUCCAUGGAGACGGCGACACCACCAUCACCACAUAACAGGAUGGAGCUCCACCUGACACCGACACCAUAAACCGAUGGAAGCAACGCACUGCACGUAUGAAGAAACAACGUCCUGUUAGCAUCAGCUGUUAGCAUUCUGUUAGCAUUAGCUGUUAGUAUCAACUAUUAGCAUCAGCUGUUGGCGUCCAGUUAACCUCCUGUUAGCUUUAGCCUUUAAAGGGACAGUCCUCCUGACAAACUGGGUUUCUGGACCAGUCUGAGCUGUGACCUUCUGCUGACCUUGGAUGUCUGGGAUGAAGAAGUGAAGCUUCAUCUGCAGGUUCUGCUGCAGAACCGAAACCAGAACUUUCUCAUUCUGGACCCAUCAGUUGAUGACAUCAGAACUUCAGCUUCAAGAGUUUCCAGACAACCGGCCGAUCUGACCUUUAACCUUCAGUAUUCUAAUAAUCAUCCCACAGUCCAUUUCCUGCAAUAAAGCAGCGAAUCAGAACCGAGUCCGUAGUUACAGUCCAGUUCCAGAACCAAAGAUCCAGUUUGGUUGUCCAGCUUACAGAAACCAGCACAGAGUUCUGUCAGAAAACACACCAGACUAAAUAAUAAUAAUAAUCAUAAUAAUCAGUGGUGGGCUCUGCUAGCUAAAGAGCUAGCUGUGCUAACUCUAACGCACAAAUCAUUGUUUCUGCUAACGCUAAAGUGCUAACUUGAGU
Molecule: messenger RNA, 3208 nt
Organism: Poecilia latipinna (sailfin molly)
Lineage: Eukaryota; Metazoa; Chordata; Actinopteri; Cyprinodontiformes; Poeciliidae
Gene: dpp10
Product: dipeptidyl peptidase like 10
Exons: 24
Coding region: 1-2235 (744 amino acids)
Biological process (GO): proteolysis; regulation of potassium ion transmembrane transport
Cellular component (GO): plasma membrane; voltage-gated potassium channel complex
Molecular function (GO): serine-type peptidase activity; potassium channel regulator activity
Source: RefSeq, a predicted model, not a curated record